CCCCUGGCUUUCACUUGCCGUUUCUUUUCCAAUGCAACCCGGUGGUUGACUUUGGAAGGUGAAGGUUUCAUUUAAAGGCGAAGUCUUGCUCCAAUUAAGCAUACUAGAAUGAAUGAUAUUGAUGGCGAAUGAUGAAUACGAUGUUUUUCUGAGUUUUAAGGGUGAAAACGGGACCCGCUACACAUUCAGCGAUCAUCUCUUUCGAGCUUUGCUCCGUCACGGGAUCAACGCCUUCAGAGACGACCAGAGUCUGAGGAGCGGCGAUGAACUCGCUCCUUCUCUGAUUCAGGCAAUCGAAACUUCCACAAUCUCAGUUCUUGUGCUCUGUCAAAACUAUGCAUCUUCCACUUGGUGCCUUGAAGAACUCGUUAAGAUCAUUCACUGUUAUGAAAACAAAGGAAAACAUGUUCUACCGAUAUUUUACUUGGUGGAACCUUCGGAUGUGCGGUAUCAGAAAAACAGUUAUGCAACUGCCAUGACUAAACAUGAAAACAGAUACGGAAUGGACUCCGAGAAGGUAAAAGCAUGGCGAUCAGCUUUGUCAAGAGUAUGCGACCUAACUGGAAUACAUUACAGGAACCAUAUGUAUGAAACCGAUGUUAUUGAGAAGAUUGUUAAAGACACCUCAGCUAAACUACCUCCCAUGCCUUUACAAAUUAAGCAACUAGUUGGACUUGAUUCUCGCUUUGAACGGGUGAAAUCUUUGAUAGAUAUUAAUUCUAAUGAUGUCGUUUGCAUGCUGGGGAUUUAUGGAGUUGGAGGAAUAGGCAAAACCACAUUUGUUGUGGAUUUGUAUAACAAGAUCAGACAUCAAUUUGAAGCUGCAAGUUUUCUAGCUAAUGUCAGAGAAAAAUCAAAUAAAAGCAUUAAUGGCCUGGAAGAUCUCCAAAGGACACUUUUGUCUGAGAUGGGUGAGGAGACACAAACCAUUAUGGGCUCUACAUUUAGAGGAAGCUCUGAAAUAAAACGCAAGCUUAGACUUAAAAGAGUUCUUCUGGUUCUGGAUGAUGUUGAUACUGUAAAACAAUUGGAAUCACUAGCUGGCAGAGAUGAUUGGUUUGGUCCAGGUAGCAGAAUCAUUAUAACAACAAGAGAUGAAGAUGUUCUACAUAAGCAUGAAGUUAAAAUCAAAAGAUAUAAGCUGGAGGAGCUAAAUUAUUAUGAAUCUCUUGAACUCUUUUGUUGGUAUGCCUUUAAUAUGAGCAGACCCGCAGAAAACUUUGCAAACAUCUCCACUCUUCCAGUAAGGUAUGCAAAGGGUAUUCCGUUGGCAUUAAGAGUAAUAGGGUCCAAUUUGAAGGGUAGGAGUGCAGAGGAAUGGCAAAUUGAAUUGCAGAAAUAUAGGAAGGUUCCAGAUGAUGAAAUUCAAGGUGUAUUGGAAAUAAGCUACAAUAGCCUAUCUCACUUGGACCAAAAUGUUUUCCUGGACAUUGCUUGUUUCUUCAAAGGGGAAAAAUGGGAUUAUGUCAAAAGAAUACUAGAAGCUUGUGAUUUCUACCCGAAUAUACGAGUAUUUGUUAGUAAAUGUCUCAUAACUAUCGAUGAAAAUGGCUGCUUGGAAAUGCAUGAUCUAAUACAAGACAUGGGUAGAGAGAUUGUUCGGAAGGAAUCACCAUCAAACCCUGGUAACCGGAGUAGAUUAUGGUUUCAUAAAGAAGUUCAUGAAGUACUUGAAGAAAAUUCAGGAAGUACUAGAAUUGAAGGAAUAAUGCUUCAUCCCCCGAAACAAGAAAAAAUAGAUCAUUGGACUUUUACAGCCUUCAAGAAGAUGAAAAACCUCAGAAUUUUGAUUGUUCGCAAUACAAUAUUUUCCUUUGGUCCUAGUUAUCUACCAAAUAGUUUACGGCUACUUGAUUGGAAGGGUUACCCAUCAAAGUCUUUUCCACUAGACUUUUAUCCCCAUAGAAUUGUUGACUUCAAGUUACCUCAUAGUUUUCUGAUAUUGAGAAAGCCAUUUCAGAAAUUUGAGGAUUUAACAUUCAUCAAUCUUUCCCAUUGUCAAUCCAUAACUCAAAUUCCUGACCUAUCUGGAGCUAAAAAUGUAAAAGUUUUUAUACUUGACAAGUGUCAUAAACUGGUAAGGUUUGAUGAAUCCAUUGGAUUUAUGCCUAAGCUUGUGUAUUUAAGUGCUUCAGAGUGCACUGUGCUCACAAGUUUUGUGCCAAAAAUGUAUUUUCCUUCUCUCGAAGUCCUUUCAUUUAAUUUGUGCAGAAGACUUGAACACUUUCCACAUGUAAUGAAAAAAAUGGAUAAGCCAUUAAAGAUACACAUGAUGAGUACUGCCAUUAAGGAGCUUCCCAAAUCCAUUGGUAAUCUUACUGGGCUUGAGCAUAUAGACAUGUCAAUAUGCAAAGGGCUUGAAAGUCUAUCAAGUAGCUUCUUAUUGCUUCCAAAACUCGCCACUUUAAAAAUUGAUGAAUGCUCUCAACUUGGAGGAUCAUUUAAAAAGUUCAAAGAAAGCCAUUCAUUGGCAAAUGGCUGUCCAAAUUUAGUGAAACUUCAUUUCUGUGACGCUAAUCUAUCAGGUGAAGAUAUUUAUGCCAUUCUUGAAAUUUUUCCAAAAUUGGAAGACUUAAAUGUAUCACAUAAUGGAUUUGUAGCCCUACCAAAAUGCAUCAAAGGAUCUUUUCACUUGAAAAGUCUCGAUGUGAGUUUUUGCAGGAAUCUUAGGGAAAUUCCAGAGCUUCCCUUAAGUAUUCAAAAAGUAGAUGCAAGACAUUGUCUGUCCUUAACUUUAGAGGCAUCCAGCGUGCUAUGGUCUAAGGCCUCAAAUGGAAGAAGACAAGUUGUGAUGCCGAUGCUGAGAAAGGAAAUACCUGAAUGGUUUGACUGCAUUUGCACUCAAGAGAUUCCGCAUUUCUGGGCUCGCAGAAAGUUUCCCAUUGUUUCCUUAGCAUUAGUUUUCAGGGAAUCAAAAGAGACUGUGUCUGAAAUUGAAGAUGCUAUAGAAUCGUUGAAUGGAGUUGUGCACUGGCACACUGUUAGCCUCCACUUGUUUAUUGAUGGACAAGAAAUAUGUGGUAGAGAUUACCACUAUCUCAACGUUGGGGAAGAUCAUGUGUUAUUGUGUGAUCUACGCAUUUUGUUUAAUGAUGAAGAGUGGAAUGACAUUGACACGAGUUUUGGAGAUGAUUGGAAGGUCAUUCAGAUUCAAUAUGAUUCAAGCUUGAUUCUGAAUAACUGGGGAGUUUAUGUGCACAAGCAAGAAACAAACAUGGAUGAUAUCCAGUUCAGGCUUCCCACUCCCAGCUCCACUAGGGACUACUUGCAAAUGCAAUCAUCACUUUUGGUUCCAAAAGGAUCUCCAAAGCAGAAAAUGAGACAUAUGCUGGAAAGUUUUAAUCCACGAGACAUGUUUAGCAAGAAUUUGCCUCUAUUAGAAUCAGAAGAAGGUCCAGUGAGGUCUUCAAAUGUAUAUUUGAGGUCCUUGAGAAAUGCUAAGGCUGAAAUUGGAGCAGAAGCUUUAGCCUCUAACUUCGGGGCAAGUUUAAAGCAAGAACAUGAAGAAUCUGUUGAGGAUGUGGUACAAGUUUUAGAGAUGAUAAAGGAGAAUGUACCUAAACAUAUUGUCGAUUCUUACCCUGAAGAAAUACAAAGUGUAGGUGGAUUAGUGGAAAGAAUAUUAAGGGCACGUGUAGAAUUAAUGAAGGAAGAUGGGCUGGACAUAGGCAUGCCUAUUCUUCUAGAGUACACUGACAAGGGAGGAGCUACAAAAAGACGCUUUUGGGGAGUGUUGGAGAUAAAAGUAGGAGAUCCAUUUUACAAAGCAGUAUUGAGGAAGCAAAACCAACUUUCGUGGGAAUUUUGGACCGGCAAUGAAGCCUCAAUCUCUGGCUCUUGGUUAACAAACUUGAGGGUAACCAUUGUUCUAUUGAAAUGCCAGGGUUCAGCUAUAGAGGAAGCUUCAAGCUCUAGCCAUGGAGAAUCCUUGGAGGAUGAAUACUACAAUCCUGAAUUGGAAGAGUUACUGAGGAGAAUAGAGCAAGAUGCUAUGAGCUUGAAUAAAUCUUAUGGGAAAAUGAAGGCAUCUAUUGUUCGAACUGAUAAAUCAAUUUCUGAAGAGCAUCUACUUGAAACAAUAGCCUUUAGAAGACUAAUGAUAUUGGGAAAAUUGACAAUGUUUGGUUCCAUGACCAAGUUCAAGGUAACACCUUAUGGGAAGAUAAGGGUAGAGGAUGAUCCUCUGCGCACUCUAAAGACAUGCUUCUGGGUUUUGAUGAUGGUUCUUGUUGUCCUAAUUGUGGGGUUAUUUUGUUUUAUAGGGUAUGUGGGGCUUUUUAUUUAUAGGGUACCAACAAUAAGAAAGUUUCUAGUGUGGGGUUGGUGGCUUGUCAUGCAAAUUCUUGUGUCUUUUAAAUACUUGUAUCAAAGAAUUAGUAAGAUUGUGAAAAUAAAGGAGAAGGAAUUGUAGUCAAAUAGUGGCAAAAGGAUUAAAGCUUUGUCUACAAGGCCUCGCAUCUUUGUCUACAGUGGCUGAAUUGGGAGAGGAUUUUGCAGAAUCACACUCAGGAACAAUUUUCUCCUACUAUUACCAAUCUUUAUCUCAUUUGUCCCAUGGUAAGAGUAAAUGCUGAUUUUCGUUGUUCUUUGCUUGCAUGCAAUUCCCUUUUCCCAAGUGAACUUCGAUCGUGUACAGGAAUGACUGAGGUGACUGUACAUGAUGAUGGAUGAGGGUGAGUAGAAAGUGAAGGGAAAUCUUAUAUUCAAAAUAAGACCUUAAACAAUAAGAGGAAGUGUAAUGUACUAUAUUUUUUUCAUGAAUAUACUUUUAAUGGGUUAAUCAAAAUUAUCAUU
This is a messenger RNA of Cajanus cajan (pigeon pea), 4794 nucleotides long. Its product is annotated as TMV resistance protein N. Gene Ontology annotation, biological process: signal transduction; defense response. Lineage: Eukaryota; Viridiplantae; Streptophyta; Magnoliopsida; Fabales; Fabaceae. The record is from RefSeq and is a predicted model, not a curated record. Gene Ontology annotation, molecular function: ADP binding.